Molecule: messenger RNA, 1224 nt
Organism: Trichoderma gamsii
Lineage: Eukaryota; Fungi; Ascomycota; Sordariomycetes; Hypocreales; Hypocreaceae
Exons: 1
Coding region: 1-1224 (407 amino acids)
Molecular function (GO): aminopeptidase activity
Source: RefSeq, a predicted model, not a curated record
AUGUCCGAGCCGAAUCAGUCAAGUCCGCCAUCCGGCCGUGUUCGGCUUCGGGAUCUCGUCCCCGGCAUUCAAGUCGGAGCUUGGCCAACGGGACCCAAGAACGGUAUCACCGACGUUCCUGGCGUGCUCGUUCAUACGAAAUCCAUCCACACCGCUGAUGGAGCUGUCAACACGGGAGUGACUACCAUUCUCCCACGCAAAGACUGGUUCCACAACGCGUGCCACGCGGGCAUCUUCCGCUACAACGGCUCGGGAGAGCUGACGGGCAGCCACUGGAUUGAAGAGACGGGACUCCUCCACAGCCCCAUCAUCUUGACAAACAGCUUUGCUGUAGGCAACUGCUAUACUGGCAUCUAUCAACAUGCCAUUAAGGAGUACAGCGGAGCCGAUGGAAGUGUAGAUUGGUUCCUCCUGCCCGUCGUGGGCGAAACUUUUGAUGGCCACCUCAACGAUCUGACCCAGUUUGCUGUAACGCCGCAGCAUGUCGUUGAUGGCAUCCAAGCAGCCUCUGCAGAUCCCGUUCCAGAGGGCAACACCGGUGGUGGCACGGGCAUGAUGUGCCAAGGUUUCAAGGGAGGCACCGGCACUUCAAGCCGUGUGGUACCAGGCUUUGACAGCAAUGGCAAUGAGAAGAGCUAUACCGUUGCGGCACUGGUACAGGCCAACUACGGCCGGAUGCCUCCUUUGAAAAUCACCGGUGUCCCCGUAGGAAGGAUCCUCGCUGCGGAGGCGUUGAAGAACAAGGAGGCCGCAAAAGCCCAGGCCGAAUAUGAUGCUGCCAAGGACAAAAAGGACGGCAGCAUCAUCAUCGUCCUUGCCACGGAUGCUCCACUGAGCGCCAUUCAGCUCCAACGCCUGGCAAAGCGAGCCACAGGCGGCCUGUCUCGUGUUGGUGGCUACGGACACAAUCCCAGCGGCGACAUUUUCAUCGCAUUCAGCACGGCGAAUAAGAUUCCAGUUCAGACUGUGGGUUCUGCUCAUCGCGACGUUGAUCCGUUCAAGGCUAGAACCUUGGUAACGGAGUCGGUAGAUGACCAAACUAUUAAUGCCUUGUUCGAAGCUGCCGCUGACUCUACUGAGGAGGCCAUAUACAAUGUCCUCUGUAUGGCAGAAAGUUUGACGGGAUUCAAGGGCAGUCGUGUGGAAGCACUGCCUCUGGAUAAAGUUAAGAAUAUUCUGGAGAGGCACCUUGCCUUGGAACAAGCUAUUCAGGCAGAUUUGUAA